Cordyceps militaris CM01 is the source of this 1551-nucleotide messenger RNA. Its product is annotated as cytochrome P450 phenylacetate 2-hydroxylase. The transcript has 4 exons. Bases 1 to 1551 code for a protein of 516 amino acids. The record is from RefSeq and is a predicted model, not a curated record. Lineage: Eukaryota; Fungi; Ascomycota; Sordariomycetes; Hypocreales; Cordycipitaceae. Gene Ontology annotation, molecular function: oxidoreductase activity, acting on paired donors, with incorporation or reduction of molecular oxygen; monooxygenase activity; heme binding.
AUGGCGUCCUACGAGGUCAUUGGCAUCGCCCUCGUCGCCGCCGCGUACCUUCUCUUCAAGCUGCUCAACGCGACCGACACGCCCAAGAUCAAGGGCCUGCCCGAGAUCCCCGGCGUGCCCAUCUUUGGCAACCUCAUCCAGCUUGGCACCGACCAUGCGCGCGUGGCCAAGUCAUGGGCCGCCAAAUACGGUCCCGUCUUCCAAACCCGUCUAGGAAACCGACGUGUCAUCUUUGUCAACUCGUACGACUCAGUCCGGCACUUUUGGAUCACGCACCAGUCGUCCCUCAUCUCACGGCCAACCUUUCACACGUUCCACUCGGUCGUCUCCUCGUCCCAGGGCUUCACCAUAGGCACCUCGCCGUGGGACGAGUCAUGCAAGAAGCGCCGCAAGGCCGCCGCCACGGCCCUCAACCGGCCCGCCGUCCAGUCCUACAUGCCCAUCAUCGACCUCGAGUCCAUGGCGAGCAUCCGCGAGCUGCUGCACGAUUGCGACGCCGGCCGCCGCGACGUCGACCCCAUUUCCUACAUGGCCCGCUUCGCCCUCAACACCUCCCUCACCCUCAACUACGGCUUCCGCAUCGAGGGCGCCGUCGACAGCGCCCUGCUCCAGGAGAUUACCCAUGUCGAGCGCAUCAUCUCCAACUUUCGCUCCACCAGCAACAACUGGCAGGACUACGUGCCGCUGCUGCGCCUCUGGAGCAAGCAGAAUACCGAGGCCAGCGAGUUUCGCGCCCGGAGGGACAAGUACCUGACGGACAUGUUGACGGAUCUGCAGAAGCGCAUCGAGGAGGGCACGGAUAAGCCCUGUAUUACGGGCAAUAUUCUCAAGGACCCCGACGCCAAGCUCAAUAUGGCUGAGCUCAAGUCCAUCUGCCUGACCAUGGUCUCUGCUGGGCUUGACACUGUGCCUGGCACCCUAAUCAUGGGUCUGGCGUACCUUUCUACACCGGCUGGCCAAGCCGUCCAGGCCAAGGCCCUCGCCGCGAUCCACGAGGCCUACCCCAACGGUGAUGCCUGGGAAAAGUGUCUUGUAGAGGAAAAGGUCCCCUACGUCACUGCUCUCGUCAAGGAAACGCUGCGAUUCUUCACCGUCAUUCCCAUCUGCCUCCCGCGCACCAACAUUAAAGACAUUCCCUACGAAAACACCGUCAUCCCCGCCGGCACCACCUUCUUCAUGAACGCCUACGCGGCUGACUACGACGACGACCGCUUCAAGCUGCCGGAGCAGUUCAUCGUCGAGCGCUUCCUCGAUGACCACGAGGUCGGCACGCCGCACUACGCGUACGGCGCCGGCUCGCGCAUGUGCGCCGGCUCGCACCUUGCCAACCGCGAGCUCUUCACCGCCUACAUCCGCAUCAUCACCGCCUUUGCGCUCUCCCAGGCCGACGACCCCGCCGACCGCCCGGUCAUGCACUGCCUCGACUGCAACAACACUCCCACGUCGCUCACGCUCGACCCCAAGCCCUUCAAGAUGAAGCUCCGGCCCAGGGACGCUGCCCAGCUGCAGCAGUGGAUCGCCGGGGCCGAGGCGCGUACCAAGGAUCUCUGA